UCCCGCGAAUGCUGAAACAUCAACAAAGCUUUAUGAAAAAGUGUCAUUUUUUCAUAUUUUAGAAACGUCAUUUCUGUGAAAAAAGGCUUAGUUAAUGGCAACGAAGCGGAGCUGUAGUAAUGGAGGAAAGCGUUCUUCAAAACGGCAGCGUACCGAAGAGAAUGGAGUUCAAAAUGACAGCGAUAUGUCGGACGAGGACAAUGGCACUAUAAGUGCUAACCAUGUCAAUAAUUGCUCCCAAAACCCUGGUUUUAGUAUACAAGAGCCUACCAAUGAGGCUGAUGUUGGUAUUAUUGAAGAAAUUAUUCUUCAGAAUUUCAUGUGUCAUUCCCAUCUCAGAGUUCCCCUAUCACCAAGUGUUAAUUUUAUCAUUGGACGAAAUGGAAGUGGUAAAAGUGCUAUAAUGACUGCUAUUGUGGUUGGUUUGGGUGGUAAGGCUUCAAAUACUAACAGAGGAAACUCUUUGAAAGGAUUUGUCAAAGAUAAAUGCAGUACGGCAGUUAUCAGGAUCAAGUUGAAAAAUUGUGGACAAGAUGCAUUCAAACCACAAGAGUAUGGAGAACAUAUCAUUGUUGAGAGGAGAAUUUCAAGUGAUGGUGUUGGAUCUUAUAAACUAUCAAAUGCAAAUGGAAAUAUUGUGUCAACCAAAAAGGCAGAAUUGAGUCAUAUACUUGAUCAGUUUAAUAUUCAGAUUGAUAAUCCUGUCUCAAUUUUGAACCAAGAUACUAGUAGAAAUUUCUUAUAUGCAUCUGAUCCUGGAAAGAAAUAUAAGUUUUUCUGUAAGGCAACACAACUGGAGCAAAUGAACAAUGAUUAUUUGACCAUACAAGAGCAUCAGAGAAUAAUGUCAAUCACUUUGGAAAAAAAACAAGAGACUCUUCCUGAGAUGGAAAACGAAGUGAACAAACUUCAGGAAAAGUAUCGAGAUUUAGAACAGUUGAAGGUUCUUGAAGGAAAAAUUGAUGAUUUGAAGAAAGAAAUUGCCUGGGCUCAGGUUUAUGAGAAAGAAAAGAAACUCAAGCCGAUUGUUGCAAAUAUCAAUUCUGAGAAGGAGAGACUGCCGAGAUAUGAUGAAAGACUUCAAGAGUGUGAGACCAACAUUGCACAAAUGGAGGCAAAUUGGGGUGAAGUGAAGACUGAAAUGGAUACGAUCUCCAGUGAAAGCGACCAGCUGACAGUUCGUCAAGAAAGCAUCAACAAAGAAGUAAAAAAAAUGAGAGAUAUUGUCAAAAUACACCAGAAUGAGCUGAAAAAGAUGGAAAGAGAAUUGAAUAAUACCGAGAGAGAGAGAAACGAGUUACAGCAACGAAUAAAGGAUAUAACGUCGAAUGCAAUGAAAGAUAUUGAGUCAGAACGUCUUGAAAGAGAACGAUCGCUUCAAGAAAAGAGAGAGAAUCUCCAAUCAAUUCAGUUCCAACUUAACACAACCAACAACCACAAGAACCAAGUGGAACAGAAUGUCGCGCGCUCCACUAAUGACCUCUACCAACUGAGAAACGACACAAACGAUGCAAAAAAGAACGUUGAACAAGCCCAGAGAAAGUUGAGUUCACUACGCGAUGGACAGAAGAACAGUUUAAAAAGAUUUGGUAGCAAUGUUCCUGAGCUGUUACAAAGGAUUGAGACGGCAGUAAGAAGAGGACGUUUUAAUAAGACACCAAAGGGACCUAUUGGUGCUCGCAUAAAGCUGCGUGCUGAACGCUGGGCUGUGCCUGUUGAAACAUGUCUUAAAUCUUUGGCGUUCGCAUUCUGUUGCAAUGACACAAAUGAUGCCAAUGUUUUGAGAGAUCUGAUGAAAGGAAUUUAUGAACGUAAUAGAACGCCACAAGUUAUCGUCUCUAAGUUUCAGGAUGAGUAUUAUGAUAUCUCAAUGAAUAAACCUCAUUGUAAUUAUCCAACUGUCUUGGACGUCUUACAAAUUGAUGAUCCUGUCGUGUUCAACUGCAUUGUGGAUCAAACGGCUGCUGAAUGUGUUCUUUUAAUCGAAGAUCCGGUAGAAGCGAGAGACGUUAUGUUCAACAACACUCCUCGAAACGCUAGAAUGGCAUUUGCUGGAAACGGGGAUCAAAUUUUCGGUGGUAGAAGUGCCAAGUCGUAUGCCUACACUGGCAGUGGAAGCAGCUAUCUGAAGGGAAAUAUCGAUGAUCAAAUAAGGCGGGUCCAAGCUCAGCUCGAGGAAGAGACUGGCAGAUAUGAUCAGUUGAAGGCUGACCACAAUGUCCAAGAAAAAGCUUUACGAGAACUUCAAGUGGAGUUGAAGAAAAAUAAAAUAAAAAGCAUGAAGGAACAAGAUGUUUAUAACAAAAUACUGCAGGAAAUAACAGAGCUGGAACAAUUUGAAGAAGAACCUGUUCCUGAUGUCACAGUGCUGCAAGAUGAUGUUAAUACUUUGACGCAACAGAUCGACGGUAUUAUUGCUGAAAACGACAACAAAACAAAGGAGUUUUUACAAGCAAGAAAAUCUUAUGAAGAAAAGUCUAACGAGUCGGAUGCGCAUAAGGCCAAGAUUCAGGACGUAAUUGGCAAAGCUGAACCACUGACAUUAAGAUUAAACGUCAUCGAAGCGGAGCUUGCCACAGCCAAAGGUCACCGAAAACAUUACCAUGAUAAAAAAGCUGAAUUGUUGAAGAAAAUUUCAAAUAUGGAAGCCGAAUUGCUAGGGUUGACCGAGGACGCUGAGAAUGCUGCGAGAAUGGCGGCCCAGUAUUGUACUCGAAUACAAACUAGGAGGACUGUGAAGAGUUUAGAAAGUGAGAUCUCUCAGACUGAACGACGAUUGCGAGCUGAACAACAAACACGUGGUCAGAUUGAGGAGAUUACCAAGCAGUAUACAGAGGCGAAAGAACGUCUUAACAACGUGAAUAUCAGCAUGAAAAGCUUAAAAGUUCUGUGCAAGAAUCUGGGUAAAAUGUUGGAGGAACGCGUUCAGGUGUAUGCCACGUAUAGAAAAUUAAUAGCACUGCGAGCAAAUAUGCACUUCCAAAUGAUGCUGUCGCAACGUGGAUAUACAGGGAGAAUGAAACUUAAACACAAGGAAGAAGAGCUACAUUUACUAGUCGAUGUGGAUCAAACAUCGAAAGAUGGUACUAAAAGUACAAAGUCGCUUUCAGGAGGAGAGAGAUCUUUCUCAACUGUAUCAUUUAUUAUGGCGCUUUGGGAUGCCAUGGAAGCACCUUUUAGAUGUUUGGAUGAAUUUGAUGUUUUUAUGGAUAUGGUAAAUCGUCGAAUCAGCAUGGAAUCGAUUAUGAAAGUUGCAAAAGAACAGCGACAUCGACAGUUCAUAUUGCUAACUCCACAGGAUAUGAGUAAUGUUGGCCAGAAUGAAAGAACGAAAAUAUUCAGACUUCAAGAUCCAGAAAGAGGUCAGACCACAUUGCCAUUCCAACCUGUGAAUUCAUAACCAAAAACACUGCAUAUUUUCCAUUUUUUGGCGUAAAUGAACAUGAAGAUAUAGUGAAAGAUUUAUGGUAUAAAAAUUAUAAAAAUAUCUCAAAGUUUUGUUAAUAACGGUUAGAAAAUUU
Molecule: messenger RNA, 3521 nt
Organism: Dendronephthya gigantea
Lineage: Eukaryota; Metazoa; Cnidaria; Anthozoa; Malacalcyonacea; Nephtheidae
Product: structural maintenance of chromosomes protein 6-like
Exons: 29
Coding region: 95-3400 (1101 amino acids)
Biological process (GO): double-strand break repair via homologous recombination
Cellular component (GO): nucleus; Smc5-Smc6 complex; site of double-strand break
Molecular function (GO): damaged DNA binding; ATP hydrolysis activity; single-stranded DNA binding
Source: RefSeq, a predicted model, not a curated record